Messenger RNA from Anthostomella pinea, 930 nucleotides. NCBI's taxonomy places the organism in Eukaryota, Fungi, Ascomycota, Sordariomycetes, Xylariales, Xylariaceae. The record is from the annotation of a GenBank genome assembly.
AUGUCAUCCGGCAAGUCAUCCAGCAAGUCACCCAAACGCAAGGAGGAUGUCGAAAAGCCGGUGCUAUCAUUGACUCUCCAGCAAAUACAACCUCGAAACCCUCCACAGAGGUGCUGGCUGAACUGGAAGCAAGAUGAUGUGCCUAGACAGGGAAUGCGUCGUGCUCCCUUCGCACAACCAGAGCCCCCCAAGUUCAUUAAUCCCGAGGUCGACACCGAUCUCAUGGAGGCUUUCAAGGCUUACCAUGACGAUCGUUGGUCUAUUCCAGCCCUCACAUAUAAAAAAAGAAGUGGCACGACCGUCAUCAUCAAGAAGGCCCAGGCCUUCGAACGGCGCUAUGCUCUCGACGGACGAGAGAUUUCGCGCCUGGGGAUCCGUAUGCAGCUCUACUACACCCCCGACCCGUCCCGGCCCGGGCCUGCAUUCAAUCCCUAUGGAAAGCUGCCCGGUCCGCUUGACCCUCGCGUCGUUGGCCCUUUCGUCGAGAAACCUGAAGCCAAGCAACCUUCCGGUCGCCAAACGCCAUCUGCAGCCGAAUCUUCCGGUCAUCGAACACCACCGACAGCCAAAUCUUCCUGUCGUCGAACACCACCUGCGGCCAAAUCUUCCGGUCACCGAACACGCCGCAUACCGGUCCACGUGUCGAAAUCCCGCGCGAGAGAAUUCCGCAAGAAGGCGGCGAAGGUCAAGGUCACGACGUCGCACGGCUGGCGGGACGAGAGGCCCAGCCAGAUCACGCUCCGGCGUAUGGCCGCGGCCCAGACGCAGGAGGAGGCUCUGCAGUCGGCUGGUGAUUCGGACUGGGAGGCGACGAGCGACAGCAAGAGCGAGAAGACGGCCGGUGACGACAGCAAGAGCGGGGGGUUGGCCGGUGACGAGCGUAAGAGGGACCAGGAACGAGCGCUACUGCGGCUGUUCUGCGGCAUGUGA